This is a messenger RNA of Cylicocyclus nassatus, 453 nucleotides long. NCBI's taxonomy places the organism in Eukaryota, Metazoa, Nematoda, Chromadorea, Rhabditida, Strongylidae. The record is from the annotation of a GenBank genome assembly.
AUGCGAAUUUUUCUUCUCUUCAUCCUCUUUGCCGUUGAGACUGUGGAUAGUCGCGGUGGUCGCAGAGGAGGUAAAGGUAAAGGAAAGAGCAAUCUGCAAUUUGCACAAGUCGCAGAGUUCUCUUUGAUCCACACACAACUAGCAGAUAAUCGAAGUGCUCAUAUCGUAACUGGCUCGCACUUCAGCCAAACAUUCCGACUCGGAUAUAAACUAAUUCUUAUAUGUAAAGCGAAAGGAGAUCCACGGCCAACGAUCAAAUGGUAUAAGGAAGGAGCAGAGCUACACCCAAAGCAUAACGUACACUACUACGAAAAACCACUGAGCGAUGACAUGUUAUGGAGUAAGCUGGAGAUUGAUCCAGCUACUAUGGGCGACCAAGGCGUGUACGCUUGUGUAGCGAACAAUCAACAUGGAGUGAUGGCAAAGAAUUUCAAAGCAGAAUACACAUACUAA